Messenger RNA from Laccaria bicolor S238N-H82, 858 nucleotides. RefSeq lists its product as uncharacterized. The record is from RefSeq and is a predicted model, not a curated record. The transcript is spliced from 2 exons. Bases 1 to 858 code for a protein of 285 amino acids. Lineage: Eukaryota; Fungi; Basidiomycota; Agaricomycetes; Agaricales; Hydnangiaceae.
AUGGACUUUCGCUCGCAGGGUGUUGCUGUGAACGCUGUCGGCUUUCUGUAUGCCUCCGUCGGGUUCUUCCUGGUGAGCUGUACUGUCUUCGCGAGUUCCACGACAUUCCCACAUGCUGCGCAGAGUGUCCUGGGUGCUAUUUUGAACGCCUUCUACCGACAUAGGGUACCCCCUCUAGCCGCAGCUAAGAAUUCGCACAGGAAGGGUCAUUUAGACCCAUCCCUUCCUCGGAGGAACCGACCCCCUUGUACGGAGGCCGAACCUGCUCUUCAUUCUCAAUCCAUAGUUCCAGACAUUACUCUCGACCAGCAUCUUGAUCAUCAGUCUUCCACCACUACUACCACCACAUUCCUUUUAAUAAGUUCAAGCCAGUCAACUACCGAUUAUGGCUCUACCCAGAGGCCAUCUAGCCCGCCAUCGUCGAAUGACUUACGGAGGCUCGUCGAUGUUGACGGCAGUCGCGUUGGGUUUCGUAUGUCAAAUCUGAAGCCCCCGUGGGCUAAAGAAAAACCACGGAUAUCCCGUUCCAGAUCUUCUCCUCAGCUAAGUGACCAACUCUCUCCGCCGUCUUCUCGGCAAAAGGAGCCAAAGGUGAAGAAGAGCAAAAGGGGACCGGAGAGUUUGGAGGGAAAACCAGAGAAAGCUUUGCGUAAAGUGUGCAGUACGCCCGAUCCUGGGGGUGAAAUCACAAUGAAAGCUUUCAGCCGAAAUGCUGUCAAGAAACGGACAGAAACUCUCCGCACGCAGCCAUACGAAGCGCCAUACUUCUGUGCUCCGCCUAUUCCCCUGACUAAACCACUCGAGAAAGAGGUGAAGAAGCCAAUAUCGAAAUCUAGGUCAAUGACAUUUGUUGUCUAG